Messenger RNA from Apis florea (little honeybee), 1956 nucleotides. RefSeq lists its product as uncharacterized. Lineage: Eukaryota; Metazoa; Arthropoda; Insecta; Hymenoptera; Apidae. The record is from RefSeq and is a predicted model, not a curated record.
UUUUGCAGGCUAAACGAGAGUUUAACGAGUCUCAAGAGAAUGUUAAGGGAUCAUACAUAGUAAAAGUAAAAAGUGACUAACUGUGCUCUACAAUCUGACAUCUGCUGUAGAGAUGUUUAAUCGAACAAUCGACAACAAUCGAAGAGGGAGAGACCAGGAAGGAAAUCAAUUUGGACGUUCUUCGCUUUUGCAUAAUUUCAUGGUUCCUGACCUAGCAACCGACCAAGCGAAAACUAUAACGAUGCUCUGCAGCAUGAGGAACGGGGAACGACCUGCGCGCGGAUUCGGGCGCGGUCAAUGCCGUCUAGAUGCUUGCUAUUACUAUCCGGACCGUCUGAUAUUUUCGUCAUGGCCUACUAAUACACUCCGCAAAUUCUCGCCCUACCACGGGGGUCACUGUUCGAGGAUGACGUGGUCAAGGAAAUAUGCCGAUCGUUGAUUCGCGUUCUUCAAUGUUUACCUAGAUGGAACUUCGAAUUUUCUAACUUGAAACGAAGAAAAAAGCGUAUGCUUGUGCGUUUAGCGGACAACCGGGUACAUAAUGGUUGUGGCUAAAUAUUCAAACAGUUUGGCCUUCCAUAUAUUCAUGACCGUCAUCUUCGUGGAGAAAAAGAAAAGGCAGAUGGAUUUGCAUUUGAAUGAUGGAACGAUUUGUGGGACAAGAAGUUUUUCAAUAUACUGCUUUCCGGUAGUUGACGUGUUGACCAUCGACUCUGGCCGCCAUUUUUAGGAAAAUUGCUUUUAACGUGUUUCACGGCAUAAAGGUGCGGUCAGGCGAUUUAUUCAAGUAUUACAGUUGUCUGUAGUUGGAAGUCCUUUUCUUUAUUAUGGAAUACCAUUAGCAUGUAGUAUUGAGAACGCAAUGAAAUUAAGUGUUUACGUCAUCUUCUUACUUUUAGGAUUAUGUACUCUGUAAAAAAACAUACAAAAAAUUAAAAUUUAUAGUACUUUUUUCACGUCAAAAAAGAAAAAAAAAGAAAAGUAUUAUCUAUAUCUAGCGGGUUACAGAGAUAACAGUUCUAAAGUUAAUUUUUUAUUUCAUAAUGAAAAAUUCGUUUUCCAUUCGCAUCUCAUCACAACUACCGACAUGAUCCUGACAUGAUGCAAUAUGAACUAUGUGUAUCCAUUUCUCCACGCAUCGAGACAUUAUCUGUUCAACUCAUUAUCGAUAGAAUGCCACUUUCGCCCUAUUUCGUAAGACCAGGCAUCGUGUAACAUUAGUUUUAAACGCGAUAAAAUUUUUUGAAUUUGGAACAUGAAAAAACACAGGGUCAUUAGGUCGUUCUGCAUCGAUAAGAUAUUACCAACAUGGAAUAUAAGUGCACUGGUUACAUAAAUGGUACAGCGGUGAACGGGGUGAGAUUUCAUUUCCAACGACAAGUUAUAUUACACGGAGUAGGCGAUGUAAAUCAUUGUUGUAAUGGAUCGAACGUUCCAUUUGAACACGCAUUAUCACGCAAUCGAGAUAAGAAUUUCUGUCGCAAUCAUUCGUGUUCAUGAUAUAUAUCGUUGAUAAUUAAGUGAUCAUUAUUACAUUACUUUUACUUGCGACUGUUUUUCCGUUCUUCAAAAAUACCACACAAUAUUUACAACGGGAGUUUAUAAAGGUAAAAAGAAAAAAAAAAAAAAAAAAAAAAGAUACGUAAAUGGCCUGUAAUGCGAAGCGUUAUCAUCCUUGAACUCGGUGACGAAGCACUCUGUGCUAACGCGUCGUAAAAUACAGCAAUACGAGUGUAUUAACUGCUUUACGUUACUUUCUAUGAAUAGCGAGUUAAUUGAAUAGUUAUAAUAGUCACUUAAUGAUGAAUUUCUAGUGAAAUGUAUCAUUCAAAUUGCACUCAAUUAUGUACAUCAAAUAUAAUCAUUAUCUUUCAUUGAUUAAAAUUCAAUUAUAACGAGUAAAUUGUUUUGUUAAAUAUAAAUAUUAUGUAUCUAUUUCCAAUAGAUAAUAAUCCA